Molecule: messenger RNA, 3790 nt
Organism: Gloeophyllum trabeum ATCC 11539
Lineage: Eukaryota; Fungi; Basidiomycota; Agaricomycetes; Gloeophyllales; Gloeophyllaceae
Exons: 7
Coding region: 1-3624 (1207 amino acids)
Biological process (GO): SREBP signaling pathway
Cellular component (GO): Golgi membrane; endoplasmic reticulum membrane
Molecular function (GO): sterol binding; protein binding
Source: RefSeq, a predicted model, not a curated record
AUGUUUUCUAUCGGUCCUACGGCGCUGUACUGGGCGCGCCAGGUCGGGCACCGCUACUUUCACCAGUUUGGAAUACACUGCGCGACACACCAGAUCCGGGUCAUCCUCAUUUCCUGCGUGGUCAUUACCUCGCUCUUCUACCCCGCCCUCGCAAUCUACUCCUCGUCCCAACCACAGUUCAUCGCCCAUAUUUCUUCGCGCAUCCUCGACUCCUUUCGCUCCGUCGAGGGCUCCGGCUACCACACUUACGGCGACAUCCGCAACCUCUGGACGGGGCUCGAGUCGCUCAGGAUUAUCGAAGACCCCGUCGCGAGAGCGCGAUGCGGCAAUGAGCGCACCCUGCGCGUCGAGCGGGUGCUCGUACACAGUCCGGACGAGGCGGGGGCGUUAGAUGUGCAGGUGCUCUUAUCAACACUCGCACUAGAGAAACGGAUACACGCGCUCCUCCCCGCGCAUGGCCUUUCAUGCCUGAAGACACCCGACGGGUCGUGCCUCACCAUCUCGCCCUCAGCAUUCUGGAAUCACGACGAGGACCGCAUCCGCGCGGACCCCGACGUCCGCGAGACCCUCAGCCUUACGAAGAACACGAGCGUCGCGGGUAUACCGGUGCUCCCGCUCAUGGUUCUCGCCGGGCGCGAGCUCGACGCCCACACGGCUACCAAGGUUGAGUAUGCCGCGGCGCUCGUCCUGACCUACUUCUUCCCUGAGACGGACUGCACGAGCAUGUCCGGGCACGCCGCGUUCACGCAGGCUGUUUCCGACGCAGUUGCUGACGGACAGGCGCAAGUAGUUCCGGAGUUCCAGAGCCCCACGCUCAUUGCGCUCGAACACGACGAAACCACCUCGCGUGUCCGUUCGAACGUCGUAUCUAUCUUCCUCUACUUCGCAUAUCUCAUCUACCUAGUCUGGUUCGCACGAUCGAUCAGGCGCGUCGACGCGGUGCACUCCGUCGUCGGUUUGGCAUUCACGGGAGUCGUCGAGAUGCUCGUCAGUACGAUCACCAGUCUUUCCGUGUGCGCAAUUGUGGGUUUCAAGGUGACGAUGGUCCCAUGGGCCAUGCUGCCGGUCGUGAUUCUAUUUAUCGGUACAGAGAACAUGUUCAGUCUUGUCGACGCCGUAGCAAAGACAUCCAUCGCCCUCCCCGUUAAAGAGCGCAUCGCGGAGGGACUGAGCAAAGCCGGCACGUCCAAUACGCUCAAAUCCAUCUCGUACAACGCCAUCCUCGGCGUCAUCGCGUUCUUCGCGCACGGCGUGAUCCGGCAAUUCUGCGCCUUCGCCGUGGUGGUACUCGUUGCACAUUGGUUCCUGGUGCAUACGUUCUUCACGACCGUGCUGAGCAUCGAUAUCCAGCGGCUGGAGCUGGACGAGCUGCUCCGGCAGGAUUCGAGCCUGGCGCCGAGCGACCCAGCGCGCACUGCGACGCCCGUGAUGCAUGCGACGACUCGGUGGAGGAAGACGGUCGUUGCGGCGAAUAAUCUGCUCAAGGGCCGGGCGACGAAGAAUUUGAGUCUCGUUUUGCUCCUCGCGGUGACAGCAACACUCUACUACGCGACCUAUCCCACCAGCGCGCGCGAAGAACCCGCGCUGGGCUUCCCGCACGCGCAGAACCGUGCCAAGGCCGUUGCACACACCAAACCGGACACGCACUCCCCCGCCUCCAACAUAUGGCACAUGCUCAACCCCGCGGGCGACCCGCUGGUGCACCUGCGCAUCGAGUCGCCCACAAUCGUCGUCCUCACGCCCGACGGCACGCCCGAGCCCCGCCCGCGCCCCUCCGCCUCCCGGCCGGUCGUCUGGCUGCUCAAGAUCGUCGUCGUGCCCAUCGCGGCGACGACGGGCGCGCUGUACGGGCUGCUGUUGUACCUGCUUAAGGACGCGGAGCUGCUCGAGGCGCAGCGCAACCGCGUCGGGCCCGAGGUGGACGAGGGGAAGCGCGAGGACGAGGGCCUCGCGGAUGUCGAUGCGAGCUUUGGGGCCCUGCCGCGGGCGUUCGAGUCGGAUGUGGAGUUGCUCGCGGCGAGUAGGGACGGGCGGAUCGUCGUGGCUGUUGGGCUGGAUAAUAGCGUUGCGGUGUGGCAUCCCGAGAGGGAGGGCGCGGUGUGCUUUGAUAAGGCCGAGGAUGCGUGCUCGAGCAGUUCGGUGCAUGCGGUGACGGCGCUGGCUGUUGAUGAACACGGGGAGUAUUGCGCAGUGGGGACUGGGAGUGGGGAAGUGAGCGUUUGGUCGAUCCGAAAAGGGGCGCCUGCGUCGCUGCCAACGUUCGCGGGGGAGACACCGGCGGCAGGUGUCACAGAGCUCCACUUCCUCACGAAUCCCAGUAGACCCGGUGGGAGGCCUGGUAAUGGGCAGCAUCCACCGUGCUUGGUCGUCAUCCAUGAGAGCAGGGUGGCGAUGAAGUGGGUCUGGGAUCAAGAUAUGCGGCCUCACGCGGUGCAGAUUCCGACCUCCGGCCAUGCUGCUGUCGUGAAGAUCAUGUAUAUCGCCUUGCCUUCACGCGACACGUCCGUUGUAUGUUUCUGCUUGGAAGACGGGAUACUGGAGCUGCACGAUCUGUCGCCCUUCGAGUCUUUGCCAAAAUUACUCGCUUCGUUGUCUGCGGGGAAUCCUGAAGACACUGUCGUCCAAGUACAUGCUCUCUCCCUGGAUAUCGGCGGACAGAACAGACUCAUCGUCGCUGCCGGGACGUAUGCGGGAGUGGUCUCUGUUUGGGACGCCUCGGGCGGCGAAUGCAUCUGCGUGCUGGACGAUGUGUACGGCGACAUAAGCAAGCUACGGAUGACAACCGUCCCUCGAAAGACGUGUCCGCUUUGUGGAGAACUCCCGCCCGAGAACUUCUCCCUGUCGGUAUCGGUAGGCCAUCUGAUUGUAUUCCACCGCAUAUAUGCGUCUGUCGAAGAAGGAAGGCGAUGUUCAUGUCCGCGCACACCUGGGCCGCAAACCUCUUCAAGACAUACUCUGCUGGGCAGGCGCUCUCGGAGUAGCAGCCAAACGUCCAUUGUAAGUUUGUCCUCCCCGAACACGAUGCGCCAACGCCUGCCGUCAAUGAGCGAGGAUGCUUUGUUCCCCGUCUCCGGGCACGGCCACCACUCACGAAGGUCUUCCGAGAAGGAUAUGCUCCGACGCGCCCCGGAGACUCUUGCUGUUCCCCUUGACGGCGCGGAAAACGGGGCUGCGCAUAAUAUCGGACUGGAGUGCCAGAAGUCGCGGUACUGGCAGCAAGCGGUGGUCACGAGGACGAGUGACACGACGUGCGAGAGGGGAGGGUGGGAUGUGGCGGAUGGGAACGUCGUUGGUGUGCGGCGGAAACCGCGGUCGGCCGCGAACCCGAAGGACAAGCGACAUGACCCGGCCGGCGCGAAGACACGCUCUGGGUUGUCUCCGGCGACUCUUGACAGAUGGGAGUUCUGGUUGUUUGAGCCGUCGUCCGCGCUCCUGCGGGUCUCGCCUUUGUCCGCGCUCGAGCGCCACGGUAGUGCUGAAGGGGACGGUCAAGGGUCGCCGGGGAAGCAGCCGUCAUGUUUGCCUUUCACGCGCGUAUCUCCUGUUGUAGGGGGUCGGACGUUUUGUUUAGCUGGGUUUGGGAAUACGGUUGGUCUCUUCAACCUGGCUCCUGGCAGCGCCUAAGAUUGCUCGUGCUUUGCUCUGAGUUAUAUAUGUAUCAAUAUCAUGACUGGGAUAAGUAAAUGCUAGAUUGUAUCUAUCUAACAAUGUACUCACAGGUAGGAUAAUCGUUACUCACAAAGACCUGUAAAUGCUUCCUUAGAAUUUCUGGCUUGAAAUUGAAUCCGAC